AAAACUAUCUAUAAUGUAAGCUGCUCUUCUUAAACCCUCUCUCCCAUUUCAAAAACCUUAUCUUCUCUUUGGCUAAAGCAGAAACAAAGGCUAAAAUGUCUGCAACAUCUGCUUCAUCUCUCAUCCUCCCAUCUCUCAAACCCAAAACCAUAUCUUUACCAAACCCAACUCCCAUUUCACUGUCCCCCUUCUCUCUUUCCCACCGCCUCCAUGCAAAGCCUCUCUUUUCUUCCUCUCUUCAAAGUUUCACGCUUUUAACAAAAAAGUCUUCUUCUUUUCCUUCUAAUUUUGUUAGAAACGUUUCCGUUUCAUCUGAGUACGGUCAGGAAGAGGGUUUAUUUGGUAGUGAUGAUGAAGAGGCUACUAGGUUCUCCCCUGACUUGAAACUUUUUGUGGGCAAUCUUCCUUUUAGUGUGGAUAGUGCUCAGCUUGCCGGCUUGUUUGGAAGUGCUGGAAAUGUUCAGAUGGUUGAGGUGAUUUAUGACAAGGUAACUGGGAGAAGUAGGGGAUUUGGUUUUGUAACCAUGUCUACUACUGAGGAAGUGGAAGCUGCUGCUCAACAGUUCAAUGGCUAUGAACUUGAAGGGAGAGCGUUGAGGGUAAACUCUGGACCACCUCCUCCUCGUAGGGAAGAAUUUUCUCCUAGGGCGAGAGGUGGUUCAACCAUGGGUGCUUCAAAUCGUGUCUAUGUUGGUAACCUUUCGUGGGGCGUUGAUGAUUUAGCACUGGAGACCUUGUUCAGUGAGCAAGGCAAGGUUGUGGAAGCAAAAGUUGUUUAUGACAGGGAAAGUGGUAGAUCAAGGGGUUUCGGCUUUGUAACUUACAAUUCUAGUGAAGAGGUGGAUGGUGCUGUCAAAACAUUUAAUGGUGUUGAGUUGGAUGGCAGACCAAUUCGAGUCUCAGUGGCCGAGUCUAGGCCAAGGCGUCAAUUUUGAGUGCAACUGGUAUCUACCGGUACUGCUAAAGUUCUUUGGGAAUCUACAAACAUGCAAAUUGUAGCAGCUGCAUUUGGAUGGUAUUCGCAAUCUGUGCUUAGAUUAGAUUAGAAAGAGCCGAUGACGAGAUGAUAAUAUCAAUUGAAAUAUUUUGGUCAUAUGUUCCAAAAGUAUCAUGAUUCAGUGACUGACAUGCGCCUUAAUUUUGUUUAUUCAAGUGUGGGAUUUCCAGUUAGCA
This is a messenger RNA of Gossypium arboreum, 1173 nucleotides long. RefSeq names its product 29 kDa ribonucleoprotein A, chloroplastic-like. The record is from RefSeq and is a predicted model, not a curated record. Gene Ontology annotation, molecular function: mRNA binding. NCBI's taxonomy places the organism in Eukaryota, Viridiplantae, Streptophyta, Magnoliopsida, Malvales, Malvaceae. Bases 96 to 935 code for a protein of 279 amino acids. Gene Ontology annotation, cellular component: cytosol. The transcript has 5 exons.